AGCACAGGGAGAGUCGGGAGUCCAGCCGGAGGGUUCUCACCAGGUGAUGCUGUCCAAACCCGACUGAGUGCGGAUCCGCGAAACACGAAUGGAUCCCUAUUUAAGACGGAGAAGGCUUUUUCACUUAUUAUCUUCGUGUUUUAUCCUCAUUUAUCAAGCGCACCUUUCCUGGGGUGUGGAAAGAGUGAACAUUUCUAACUGGGAUGAAUUUAAUGACAGCGGGAGCAGCGGGAUAAAGCAUCAGAAAUGGGACACCGCUUCCCAGGGAGGGCAGCACCUCCAGAUGACAAUCGCUACAUUAGAAACCAACAUAUCUGCCUCCAGUAAAUCACUGGUCAACAUGGCUGCUGUGUCAAACCUUACAUCAUCUGCAGAAAGGACACCAAACAUCUCAUGGACCAUGAGCUCUGGCCAAUCGUCUGGAGUCACGGCACCACCUAGUAAAACACCAUCAAGAACAAUGUCCUCCAGUCAAUCACCAGGGAACACAGCACCAAUCAGUCAAUCAUCAGCUGAGACAGCACCAUCCAAACACUCACAAACCAGCCUUCUAACAGUCAGCAAAUUCCCAACCACAUCAACAUCACCUUCUCAAUCACUCGGAAGCAGAACAGAAAACAGCUCAGUAUCAUCCAGUCAAUCACCAGCUGAGAAAACACUAUCUAACCAAUCAAGAACAAGUCCUGUACCCACCAGUCAGUCAUCAAACUCAGUAUCAGCUGUCCUUUCACAGGGUAGCACAGCACAAACAAACAAUUCUGCAGUCAAUACAGGUUCAUCCAAUCAGUCACCAACAAUGCCAGUGCCAUCUAAAAAUUCAGAAACCAGCUCAGCACCAGGCAGCCAAUCAUCAAACAGCUCAGCAUCGACUAGUCUACUACAAGGCACAACAGAACAAAAAAGACACUCACCAGGCAGCAUGGCACAAAACGGCCAAUUGCCUGGUAGCACAGCACCAUUCAGUUAUCAUUUGGGUUCUAAAUCACCAACUGGAAAAACACUAUCUGACCAAUCACAAAAUCACAAAAGUCUAGUACCAGCCAGUCAAUCAUCAAACCCAUCACCAUCAGUUAUGCCGUCACAGGGCAGCCUGGCACAAACACGUCAAUCACCAAUCAGCAAAGCAUCAACUAGCCUAUUACAAAGCAGCACAGAACAAAACAGCCUCUCAUCAGGCAGCACAGCUCCAUCCAGUCAGUCACUAACCAAGAAAACACCAUCUUAUCAGUCACAUGCCAGCCCAAUACUAGCCACUCAAACACCAAGCGUGCCAGCAUCAACUAGCCCAUCACGAGGUAGAACAGAACAAACCAAACAAGUAUCAAGCAGCACAGCAACAGCCAGUCUAUCUCCAGCUGAGAAAGCACUAUUUAACCAAUCACAAAACAGCCUGGAACCAGCUAGUCGAUCAUCAUCCCGAUCAGCAUCAGCUGGCUCAUCUCAAGGCAGUAUAGCUCAAACCAGCCAACCACUAACAACCACACCAAUAUAUAAAAAAUCUCCAUCCUCUGCGAUAAAAUCCAACAAAUUGCCACGAAGCACAACAUUAUACAGCCAGUCAACAACUGUGACAAAAGAACUCAAGUCACAAAAUGAACCAUCAAUGACUACAGUGAUAGCACCUAGUCAGUCAUCAGGCAGAUCAACACCAACCAGCCAAUCAACAAGCAGGACAUCUUUAGCUAAAAAAUCAUCAAAAAAGACACUGGCUAACAAGUUAAUCUGGCUAACCAGCACAACAAGUUCUAGCCAAUCACCAAGCAGCACCACACCAGCCAAGAAUUCUUCUUUUAUUAAUGCACCCACUAGGAUCAUAUCUGAUCAAUUAAAAGGCACAGGUACAAAAUCUAGCAAGACAACACAAAGCCAACUAAAAGCUGUCUCAGAAUGGUCAAAUCAGUCGCUAGACACUCCAGAUGAUCAGACCAUGCUCACCUUAAAUACUUCACAAUACUUAUCAUACAGUUUACCGUCUAAUAAUCACUCAAGGUCAAAUUCAGCACCAUAUGAACAAUUUCUGACCAGCUCAGUAACAUCAAAUGAAUCUGGUUCAGUGUUACUUGGAAAAACCAACAAUGGAGCCAUUUCAACAGACCAGCAUCCAGUUAAUACUUCACUGCUGACGAGGCAGGUGAAGGAAGCCCUGGGGUCAUCGUUUCGUAGGAUUCCAGGGGAGCCCUGUGCAUUUCCUUGCCUGAACGGAGGACAAUGUGUUGAGUCGGAGUCAUGUGACUGCAGCUUGUAUCAGGCUACUGGACACAGAUGUCAGACAGUUCCAAAUUUUGGCUUUGAGAGGGAGAUGACAUGCAGGACAUGGGGUCAGUACAACUUUGAGACCUUUGACGGCCUCUACUACUACCUCCCAGGCCGGUGCGCCUAUACUUUACUGAGGGACUGUGAGGAAACCACCCAGGCCAGCAUCGUUGUCCAGGUCCACAACGACCUGGCCUGUACUUCAGACCCCUACACUUGCCAAAGAUCUGUCAGCCUCUUCCUGCCAUGGGAGGGAGAAGUCAGGCUACAUGCCACCAAUGUGACCUUCAAAGGCCAAAGUUUGCAGCUGCCUCAACACAUCCACGACCUGCAGCUGGAGCAGAUUUCACAGUACGUGCUAGUAACGCAGCAGCACGGCUUCACGCUGGCAUGGGAGGGACGAAGCGGCUCUGUCUACAUCAAGCUCAGUCCAGAGUUUGUGGGCAGAACUUGCGGCUUAUGUGGUAACUUUAAUGCCGACGUCCACGAUGACCUGAAGAUGAGCUAUGGCGUGCUGACUCGUGAAAUUGAAAUGUUUGGGAAUAGCUGGGUAGAGACACAUCCACAUGAGGAAAGAUGUCCUAUGGUGCCUUCUGGCUUCCCUUCACCUUGUGCUACAGUCGAAUCUCAUGUUUUACUGAAGGUGGAGGAGGUGUGUGCAAUGCUGCUGGAUCCACCAUUUCAAAGCUGCCAUGACUUUGUCAGUCCGCUGUCCUACAUGGCCAGCUGCUCCAACGACCUCUGCAUGUCGGAUCCCAAUGGUGAUGUGGUAUGCCAGGUGUUCACCGAGUACGCCCGGGCAUGUGCCCAUGCUGACCACCCACUGCAUGAGUGGAGGCAGCACAUUCCUCAGUGUGUGAAGCGGUGUUCUCUAGGACUGCAGCACAGGGAAUGUAUCAGCUGCUGUCCGGAGUCCUGCAACCUGGAGCGAACGUGUAUUGACAGUAAGCUCACCUGCCUGGAUGGAUGCUAUUGUCCCGAUGGUCUAAUAUAUGAGGAUGGAGGCUGUGUAAUGCCUUCUGACUGUCCCUGUGAGUACCACGGUAUGUUUUAUCCAUCUGGUCAGACGCUGCAGGAGGAAUGCAACACCUGUACAUGCGUGGGUGGAGUGUGGAACUGCACUGACUACAGCUGCCCAGGCGAGUGCUCGGUGACAGGCGACAUGUAUUUUCAGUCCUUUGAUGGACGGAUCUAUACUUUUCCUGCAACAUGCCAGUAUGUCCUCGCCAAGAGUCGCAAUUCAGCAAAGUUUACAGUAACCAUCCAGAACACCGCCUGUGGAGCUAAUCUGGAUGGGGCCUGCAUACAGUCAGUUAACCUGGUAAUUGAUGAAGAUCCAAGAACAGAAAUUACUCUGAGUCACAUUGGAGAGGUCUUCAUUGCUGGACAGUACCGCAUCUCCCUGCCCUAUUCUGAUGACCUCUUCCACAUCCAGGAGCUAUCAUCAAUGUUUGUCCAGGUGAGGACGGUGUUCGGCCUGCGUCUGCAGUACAGCUGGAAGGAGUUUCGCCUUUACCUGCAGGCGGAUGAGCUGUGGAAGGAUGACACAGUGGGGCUGUGCGGCACCUUCAAUGGCAACAUUCAAGACGACUUCCUAUCUCCAUCAGGUAUGAUAGAAAGCACUCCUCAGCUCUUUGGAAAUGCCUGGAAGGUUUCGUCUGCGUGUUUGUCCAGCCUGAGUAUGCCUCAGCUUGAUCCCUGUGAUACACACCAGCAGGCUGUGACCUAUGCUUCAGAAAUGUGUGAUGUGCUGAAUCAGGAUCUGUUUGCUGCCUGUCAUGAGUACCUCAGUCCAACACCCUUCCAUCAGCAGUGUCGCUCCGAUACCUGUAAGUGUGGGACGCCUUGCCUCUGCUCGUCGCUGGCCCACUAUGCUCGCCACUGCCGUCGAUUCUCCGUCAUCAUUGACUUUCGAUCACAGAUAUCUGACUGUGCUGUCACCUGUCCUGCCAACAUGCAGUACGGCAUCUGUGUGUCCUCCUGCCAGCGCCGUUGCUCCUCCCUCUCUGUCCCACAGCACUGUGGGGAGGAGUGUGAGGAAGGUUGCGUCUGUCCUCUGGGUUCCUUCUACAAUCACCGAACACACACCUGUGUGCACAGGAGCGAGUGCCCCUGCAGUUUCCUUGGAGCAGAUUAUGAACCAGGAGAUGUGAUCAUGACUUCAGCAGGCGUUCAGCUCUGUCUGAAUGGUAGACUGGUGUCCCAAACACAAACAGGCACUGACAGAUUGUGUCCAGAAGGUCAGAUCUACCAGAACUGUUCAGAAGGGGAGGAUGGCCUCCUGCCGGGAAGGGGUGUGUCCUGUGAGCGCACCUGUGAGUCUUACCUGCUCAACGUCACCUGCUCAUCACACGAGCCCUGUCUGGCUGGAUGUGUCUGCCCGCCUGGGCUGCUGAAACAUGGAGAUGAGUGCUUUGAGCCCGCUGCAUGCCCCUGUCUGUGGAAAGGAAAAGAGUAUUACCCUGGCGACAGAGUCUCUUCGCCCUGCUACCAGUGUGUUUGCCAGCAUGGGACGUUCCAGUGUGUAUUUCAGCCGUGUCCAUCGUUGUGCACGGCUUACGGUGAUCGCCACUACAGGACGUUUGAUGGGCUGUUAUUCGACUACGUUGGAGCAUGUAAAGUUUAUCUUGUAAAGACCAGUGCUGAUAUAAUGCUCAGUGUCACAGCUGAGAACAUCGACUGUUUUGACAGUGGAAUCAUCUGCAGGAAGUCCCUGCUGAUCAAUGUUGGAAGAUCCUUUGUUGCUUUUGAUGAUGACACUGGGAAGCCAAAUCCAUCCAGUGUGAUUGACAGGAAGCAGAAUAUGUUCAUCUGGCCAGCUGGGUACUUCACAGCGAUUAAUUUCCCAGAGGAAGACGUCACAGUCCUCUGGGACCGAAAGACUACAGUGCAUGUCCAGGUUGGACCUCGCUGGCAGGGGAAGCUGAGCGGACUGUGUGGGAACUUUGACUUGAAGACAGUGAAUGAGAUGCGAACGCCUGACAACAUCGACUCCCCAACACCACAGGAGUUUGGAAACAGCUGGACUGCAACAGAGAUAUCAGACAUCAGACAUCCCUGCACUUUCAGUCCACUCAGAGAACCUUUUGCAAAACGACAAUGUGCUGUUCUGCUCAGUGAGAUCUUCCAAGCCUGCCACCCAGUGGUGGAUGUCACCUGGUUUUACAUGAACUGUCUAGCAGACACAUGUGCCUGCAGCCGAGGAGGCGACUGCGAGUGUUUCUGCACCAGUGUGGCGGCGUACGCCCAGCGUUGCUGCCACCAGGGUGUACCUGUGGACUGGCGUUCUCCUUCUCUAUGCCCGUACGAUUGUGAAUUCUACAACAAAGUUCUGGGUAAAGGUCCCUUCAGGCUCUUUACCUUCAGGGAUCGGACGACACUGUUGGCAGCCAGCAAAUCCAGCGGCUUUGUGUUCCUGCAGCGUGGCAACAUCAGCGACACCCCUGACAUCAUCUCGCUGUUCAUGAUGACACCUGGCCUCAGCAGAGCGCGACCACAUGACACGUCACGAGUUUCCUUUGAAGCAGCUGAAAGGCCAAACUACUUCCUGUCUGCAAGCCCCAAUGGCCAGUUGACGUUGGCCAAGUGGCAGGAGAGCGAGGCAUUCUGGGAAAGAGCCACCUUCAUCCUCCGCAGGAACACCUGGAUCCCAGGCUAUGACUCACUCGAGUCCCAUGCAAAACCCGGCUUCUUCUUAUAUGCUGCUGUACCUCGCCUCUACCUAAUCAAAUACAGACACUUGGACAGCUUCCGCAAGGCCACGCUGUUCAAACUGUCAGGCCCAAACCCAGACGCCCCACCAGCUCCUCGCUGUCAGUGGAGGUACGACGCCUGCGUCAGCCCCUGUUUCAAGACAUGCAGCGACCCGUUCGCUGAAGCCUGCAUCACCAUCCCACAAGUGGAGGGUUGCCUUCCUGUGUGUCCCCCACUCAUGGUCCUGGAUGAGGUCACUCAUCGGUGUGUGUACAUUGAAGACUGUAUCAAGGUUCCAGUCGCUGUGCAGCCCGUUACACCGUCUGCUGCACAGCCAGCUGCCACUUCUACAACCACUGCAAGUACUACUGCCUCCACCAGUACCUUUAAUACCACCACCUCCACUACUGCUGCCUCUGCUGCUCCUCCACACACUGCUCCCACAACCAAAAUCACCUCCACUGUUCCAGAGGCGAGUCUGCACACCAGCUCCUCAGAAACACCACCUGCCAUUAUCUCUCCUUCUGCAAGUCCUGAACCUUCCAGUACAAUAGAACCCCGGCCUCCGGCAGUGCCCACUCCUGUGAGACCAGAGGUGGUGGAACCAUUGUCAACUGUCAAAGUGACAGUGGCUCCCCCCACUACUAUUAUGGGUACAACAAAAUGGUUGAGUGGACUGUUGAGCUCUGCUGUCAGUCCCUUUGGUCCCAGCACCUCUAGGACAAGUAGCACCUCUUUCACCACAACACCCCUGUUCUGGCUCACUUCUACCACCAAGUCCACCGAUUCCCUGCAGCCACUAUUCACCAUCACUCCUGUGACUACUGAGUCAGCAACCACCACUGCAGCUCCGACCACAACCUCUCUAGAGGGGACAACCACAAGUAGCACUCCUAUAGUUGUGCAGACCACAGAGGCCACAACACAUUCCACAGGGAUCGCUCCGAUCAUCACAGCUUCCAGCCCCAGUCCUGCUCUGGUCCCGGAAACUUCUGUAAUUACAGAAAAAACUAUAGUUCCCAGUACAACUAUCUCUGCACACACUGACACCAGAACAAAAUCUUCAACAGUGGAAGGAACUACAGUUACAACAUCCAUCACAUCUGGCUCACCAAGCACAGCCUUCACAACAGCUGUAGCUCUUCCAGCUUCUCCUUCUGUGGAAACAGUAACUACAGCUUUGCCAGAAAUCAUUUCAACGAAGAUGACGGAAUUAGUCACACCAGCUGCACCUUUUACUACUACUAGAACAACACCACACAUCAUAACACCAUCUGUAACCACAGAGAGGAUGUUGCACACCACAUCUACAUACCUGACAACGCCCACAACAACGGCUCCCAAAUUAACGACAACAACCCUCACUCAUUUUGCACCAAGCACACACAUACCAUCUCCCUCUACCUCAGCUACUACAGACUGGAGAACAAUCACAAAGAAAGUGUCUAUAACAGACUCCCCUGCAUCUGGCACAGCACAGGCUGAAACCAAAACUGCUCCCUUGUCCAAAUCUACAGUCUAUACUGAGAAAACUUCCUGGUCUGCAGCUGUCCCGGUUACAGAGAGAACGACCAUCACAAGUGCCACUGCAACCUCAAGACCUCCAGAAAUACCAAAAAUAUCCACUGUGUCCACAGUUCCUAUAAUCACGACAAACCUGAUAGAAACUACUCCUGUGUCAAAAUCCCCCAUAACUGAUAGCUCCACCGGUCCACCUACUACUAUUAGUACUUCAGAACCUUGGCGCCCCUCUCAUUGGCAGAGCUCCCCCACCCCAGUCUACAGAGCCACAGUGGAGACGACACCAGAGGUCAAAUCUGAAACUGUUGUCCAUGUGGUCGCGUCCACUGCAACUACCACAAUUCCUCACGUUCCACUAACAACUGAGCCAACUGUAACAUCUGCAACAUCAGCAUUGAUACCUACCACUGCCCAAACCAGGACACCUCCUGAAAUAUCAACUGCACAAUUCAUAGCCACCACAACCAAAAAACUGGCUACACCCCUGCCUAUGCAUUCUUCCCCUGAGACAAAGCUUAUCACAGCAACUGCAAGUGCACCACCUACUGUUGCUACCACAACACAAAGACCUGUCAUUGUUCAACUGAUUACAGAGACAAUGCAUCCACUAACAGACAGAGUCCAGGUGUCAACAACAUCUGCAACCACAUCCCAUCCAUCUUCAUCACCACUUGGCACUACUACUUCCACAGCACCUCCUAGGACAACAACUAUCCUGGACAAAGUCACCACCCGGCUGGUGUCCACUUCAAGGGUUACAUCCGCUCUGACAACUACCAUUAUCACACAGACAACCACCCUCAGGACAACACCCAGACUUCCUGUGACAACAAGAAUUACUCCCAGAACCACGUCGACUGAGCGUGCAACCAUCAGGCCAUUCACCGCUAGGGUAACAGUAGCAACAAGGCCAGCAGCAGUAACCACCAGAUCAACCACUGUCAGCCCACCAACUGUCACACCAAGCUCUGACACAACAACCACAUCAGAAGUGACAACUACAACCAUCACAACAACAGCAGAGCCAGUUACCACAGCAAAAACAACCAAACCUCCUGACACAACCACAGCAGAACCUCACUCGACCACCAUAACUACUCCACUGCCUCUUCCUACUUUAACUACACUCACAACAUCUACAGCUAUACCAACUACAGUCCACAGAGAGCCAACCACAUCUGAGGAAACUUCAACAACUACAGAGACUGAUGUGUCACCAUCUGCAUCCCAACCGGUGACACCAGUGCCUGAUGUGGUGAGCUCCACCCAAAAACUCAGUAUUCCCACAUCUGCUACAACCUCCCGUCCAUCAGCCAUUAAAGUCCAAACAACUGUGCUGGAUAAAGUUGAUCGGACGAGUCCAAGUGAAGCAACAUCUCCAGCACUGGCUUUUCCUCACACACCAGCGGAAACAACCAGUCACACAACAGAGGGAGCAACAUCUAUGACUUUAUUACCUACAAGGAUGUGCACGCCUCCAUAUGCAGAGAUCGUUGAUGAUUGUACCAAGUACAUCUGUGUCAACAACCAGCUCGUCCUGUUCAACAAAUCCCAGAGCUGCCCUUACACUGCCGACCCUCCAAACUGUGGCCUGCUUGGCUUUGCUAUCCUCGUAAAUGGAGACAAGUGCUGCCCUAAGUGGGACUGUCCAUGUCGAUGCACAAUGUUCCCUGAUCUGAACGUGAUCACAUUUGAUGGGAACAGCGUUGCCAUCUACAAGGCUGCCUCUUUUAUAGUGACCCAGCUGCCCAAUGAAACUGUCAGUGUUCUGGUUCAGGAGUGUCCCGCUGACUCACAGUCACCACUCUUCUGGAAUUUUACCAACUUGUGUCUGGUGGCACUCAACAUCACCCAUAAAUCCAACCACAUCAUUAUCAACAGGCUGCAGAGGAGGCUGUAUGUCAAUUCACGGUAUGCUAAACCUCGAUUCAAAAAGUACGGCUUUGAGAUUUACGACACAGGCAACAUGUACCUGAUCCACAGCCCGGCCGGUCUUAAGUUACAGUGGUAUCACAGUACAGGGAUGAUGGUCAUCGACACUGACAGCUCCAGCAACAAGCUGCCCACCAUGGGCCUCUGUGGCUUCUGUGAUGGAGAUCCAUCAAACGACCUGAUUUUGGCAAAUGGGACCACAGUGGGUGAAAGUGAGGAUCCAGCUGUGUUCAUCGACAGCUGGCAGAUUCCUAAUACCACAAGUUACAUCAGCCACAGCCGCCGCCGUGAGCUCAACUGCUCUACCAGUGACUGCUCCAGCUGCUUCUUCAUGCUGCAGAACCAGGCCUUUACCCCCUGCCAUGCCUUUGUCCCACCCACCACGUUUUGUGAGGUUUGGGUGCGAGACUCGGAGUAUGUGAACAACCAGUGUGUGGCUCUGGCUGCUUAUGUGGCUUCCUGUCACAAAUUCAAUAUCUGCAUUGAGUGGAGGAGUCCAAAUUACUGCCCCUUUGUGUGUCCCAAUACUCUGAGGUAUCAGGCCUGUCUACCAGCCUGCACGUCUCAGUCCUGCCCCAACCACGACUUUGAUUCUGAUCCAGAUCAGUGUUCUGGCCUGACUGAGGGCUGCGUGUGCCCUGAGGGAACACUCCUUCACCGGCCAUACUCUGCACUCUGCAUCCCACCUGACAAAUGCGCCUGCACUGACAGCGGUGGUGUUCCUCGUGCACAUGGUGAGGUUUGGAAAGCCUCGAAGGAUGCCUGCUGCAUGUACCGCUGCGACAAUGACACCAUCGUUCCCGUGGAAUACAACUGCUCCAGCAUGGUGGCGCCUGCGUGCCGUCGAGCAGGGGAGGUGAUCAUCAGUCUGGCUGAUGACACCAGCUGUUGCCCACAAAAAGUCUGUGUAUGUAACCAGAGUCUGUGUGACCAGCUCCCUCCUGAGUGCAAAUAUGGGGAGAAGCUGGUGUCAUACUACAGACAGGACUCCUGCUGUCCAGACUAUGUUUGUGAAUGUGAUCCAGUGCUCUGUGAGUCAGACAUUCCCACCUGCAGAGACGACCAGAUUCUGAUUGCAACCAGAGCUGAAGGCAGCUGCUGUCUCGCCCACAUCUGCAUGUGUGCUCCCUGUGUGGAGACGCCUCCCCUCUGCCAGGAUGGUGAGAUUCUGACUGUCGACAGCAACACCACAGAUCGCUGCUGCCCCACCUACCAGUGUGUGUGUGAACCCUACAGGUGUCCUCAGCUCACGUGUCCUGUUGGGAUGUCAGUGGUUUCUGUGUCCAAUCCUGGUCACUGCUGUCCCAACCAAACAUGCGAGUGUUCCUGUGAAAAGAUUGCCUCCCCAAAAUGUGGCCUGGGGGAGGCUGCCCAGCUGGACCGGGCCUUUCUAGCCGAUCCACAGAACCAGUGUGCCUGCAAAAGAUACAAGUGUGUGCGUGAGGCUGUGUGUGUGUUUGGAGAGCGAGGAGUGUUGAGGCCCGGUCAGACUCUGGUUGAGCGUGGAGACGACGGUUUGUGUUACAGCCGGCAGUGCAGCCGCAGCCUUGACCCAGCAAGCGGCUUCCAUGUGCUCCACACUUUCAGCGUCAACUGCUCUAACCAAUGCCAACCAAAUCAGAUCUACGUGCCUCCCAAAGACCAGUCGACGUGCUGCGGAAUCUGUAAGAAUAUUUCCUGCAUCUAUGAGCAUGAGAAUGGAACAACAGGUCUCUAUAAGCCGGGACGAUCCUGGGUAUCAAACUGCAUGAAGUUUGACUGCACAGACACUGUGGCUGGGCCCACACUCGUCUCCUACUCCUUCAGCUGCCCUCCCUUCAAUGAAACAGAGUGUGUAAAGAUCGGUGGAACUGUUGUAAGUUACAUGGAUGGAUGCUGCAAGACGUGCAAAGAAGACGGAAAGUCAUGUCAGAAGGUGACAGUGAGGAUGACCAUCAGGAAGAAUGACUGCCGCAGCAACAGACCGGUGAACAUCGUGUCGUGCGAUGGAAAGUGUCCUUCCGCCAGCAUCUACAACUAUAACAUCAAUACGUACGCUCGCUUCUGCAAGUGCUGCAGAGAGACUGGUCUGCAGCGGCGCUCUGUGCAGCUUUACUGCAGCAGCAACUCAACUUGGGUCAGCUACACUAUCCAGGAGCCCACUGACUGCUCAUGCCAGUGGUCCUAAACAUAGUGCAUCCCCACACUCACAUGCAAAUACAAACACACAUACACUGUGUGUUCAGAGCUACAUGAUUUAAACUCACAAGAUACAGAAGAAUAAAUGUCAGCUGUGUUAUUUUAGGAUGUUGGGCAAGAUGGAUACUGAGCUAUGAUUAGCAGGUUCAGCAUGAUUUAUGGAGAUUGUAUAAGUGGCUAUGUUGGUAAUAAAGGAUCACAGAAGUUGUUUUGCUGCCUCUGCUGGCAGGGAGGUGGUAACUGCAGGACAGACAAGCAGGUCUCCUUCCUUAGCCGGUAGCUGCAAAGCACACAAGCUGGAAGGAAGGAAGCACCUUCAAUCUCAAAACAUUUUUUUCUUUUUACUAUUCAUUAAAUUAUCAAGUUGAACUAAAAGAAAUGUUAUGAGCACUGGCUCAUAUUACUAUAAUCAUUCAUCUUGUUUAAACUGUCCGUUAAAAAUCCCUUUCUAAUCUGCUUUCAGUUUAAGUAAAGGAGGACAGCCUUUUGCUGAACAAAAAUAGGUUUGUUGCUGUGUUUAGUUGUGUUGUUUCCAUUGCAUGUGUUGUCAGACUGACAAAGAUGUUUUCUUGAUUUGCUUUUUUCUUUUGUUGCAGUGAAUUGAGCUCUGCUGGCCAAUAAAUACUCCCUAUUAAAAAGUCAAUCAAUGGCAGGUCUCUAAAAGCACUGAUUUUAACUUAUUGAAGUUUGUAAAGGAUAUAACCUUUUUCCUAGCCUGUGGUUGGUAGUAGCUUUAGUUAAAAUUAUGCUUUUUUGUGUAAUUUCAGACCAAGGCAUUUGUGGACCAAGGCAUUUAGAAAUUAAAAACCCAUUCCAUCGAUUCAUUAUCCAUUCACUUUCUGCUGUUUAUCAGUGCCCAAGUCAAGUAUUUCUAGGGCAAAAGUUUUAAAUGUGAGGAUUUCCAUCAUUAAUUAGAUACUCAGUCUAUGCAAUAUGAGAAUAUGAUAAAAACAAAACCCCGUCACGACCUUAGAGCUCAAGGUAUUUUCAUCACUUUUGUUUUGUCCAGCAAUUCAAAAACCUAACAAGAAAUCUAAGCAAAUGAUCCACUGAGAAAAUAAAAUGAGUAAAUAUUUGCCUUGUGACCCCUUUAAAUAAUGUUUCUCUCAUUUGCCAGAGGAUUUUUCCCUUACACUAUCGUGAUGAUUUCCUAAUUAUUUCUAGA
This is a messenger RNA of Haplochromis burtoni (Burton's mouthbrooder), 12742 nucleotides long. It is a transcript of the gene otog, whose product is annotated as otogelin. The transcript has 56 exons. Lineage: Eukaryota; Metazoa; Chordata; Actinopteri; Cichliformes; Cichlidae. The record is from RefSeq and is a predicted model, not a curated record. Bases 89 to 11566 code for a protein of 3825 amino acids. Gene Ontology annotation, biological process: L-arabinose metabolic process. Gene Ontology annotation, molecular function: protein binding; alpha-L-arabinofuranosidase activity. Gene Ontology annotation, cellular component: extracellular matrix.